AUGAAAAUCUUAUCAGUUGUCAGCGAUGAGCGACAUCGCUUCUCACAUUCACUGAGAACGCCAGCUCCAGCCAAGAAUUGCUUCCUACUUUCUAUUACUAACUGCUUGCUUGUAAGCAACAUCGCUGCGGCUUGA
Molecule: messenger RNA, 135 nt
Organism: Brugia malayi
Lineage: Eukaryota; Metazoa; Nematoda; Chromadorea; Rhabditida; Onchocercidae
Gene: Bm226
Exons: 2
Coding region: 1-135 (44 amino acids)
Source: RefSeq, a predicted model, not a curated record